AUAAUAAACAAUUGUGUUUAUAUAUUUUUUAGAUUUUUAGGCUUCAGUAAGGAACCAAUGGGGGACCUUAUAUUAGCUUAGCUAUAGAAAUUGAACAUUUUAUAAGCUUUAACGUUAAAAUCAUUUGCAAGUGUUCAUAAUUUUGACAACAUUUGAAUUUAAAAUACUUAUAAAAAAAAUCGUGCUUAUGAAUUUUUUAUACCAGUAUCGUCUCGACGCCCCCUGACGUACAAUUCCCGGUGUAGGUGGGUUGGUUUGAAUAAUAGACCCAACAGUCUCAACACGUUUUUGUUUGUGUGUAAGACAACUAUAUUUCAAAUACUUUAAAUUUUAAAAUAGUGGCACCCAAUCAACUUCGAUGUACAUCGAAGGUCUUGACUAGGCUGACGGCCGAUGGGUUUAUCGUGUUCUUGCAGAUCUGCAACACCCUGGAAAGUCUGAUAUCUCUGAAUCUGAUGUCUGUCGUGUUGUGCUUGUGCCCCAAGGGGCACACUACGUGCCAGAUAUACAUGACGACACACUGUGCCCGCUGUUCCAGACGCCGAUGAUUACUAAAAUUAUUCAAAAUGAAUCAAUAGAAAUAAAAAUGUCUAUAUUUAAAAAAAAAAACAGGCUGAAUACGUAAUUUGACAAUUUAACCAAACGCAGACACGAAUAAUGGUGAUGCCUUAAAUAAAUGUAUAAUGCAAACAAAUUUAACACAAAGAAUCUUAAACUCGGUCUAAACCUUUUUUCUUUAAUAUUAAAGUUGUUGGUAAUAGAACGUUUUUUAAGAUUCAUACAUUAAAAUAUAAAAGUAUAUACCUUUUUAAAAUGAUAAUACUACGUAAUAUUGAUACUAAACUAAAGCUUUUAUUGACUCAGACAACUAGCUGUGCCAAAGGGGUGUUUUGAAGUUAACGCACGGUACAUACGUAUUUGCGUGACGAAACAUGCAGGGGUCUUAUUGUUAUCUAGCUAUGGUAACAGUUCAUAUAUCUAACAAACAAUUGGAAUUUUACUUCAUAAGUAUAAAAUAAGAAUUUAAAUUUAUAUCUUAGUUUAUUAGAUAUUAUUGUUAAUUAAAACCUUAUUAAUAUUUUAUUAAAAUGAUUUACGGCGGUAAACCUAUGAAACCCGUACCACCGACUAAAGCAGGUAUUUCUAUAUCUACGCCAUUUAGAGGACCUCAACCAUAUACGUACGGGUUUUUAGCUAAACAACCGGGAAAUGAUUACAAAAUUCGACUUCGUGACAUAGAACGAAUGCGCACAGAAAGGUUAAGAAUACAAAAUGAAAAUGAUUUUAAAAGUAUAUUAAGAGAAGCUCAGCAUAAGGAAAUGAUUGACGUGGCAGAUAAAAAGUGUUUAUACAAUCAAAUAAAAAGAAUGGUUGAAUGUGGAAUGAAAGCUAACGAACAUUUAUUUAUAGAAGAACCUCCAAAGCCAGAAUUAAAAUUAGAAGAGGAACCAGAAAAACCAAAAAUUGUCCAAGAAGAUUUAAUAGAAAAGGCAAAAGAAAUUAAAAAAAGAAUUGACGAGGAAGAACGUAAAUUAGUGGAAGAAAAACGUUUACAGAUGUUCAUACAAAACUCUGAAGAAUUGAGAUUCGCUGCAAUGACUAAACGUAAAAAUGAUAUAGCUCAUAUAAACUAUACAAUUAUUCAAGAAAAUGAAAAAUCCAAUAAAGAACAAAAAAUUAAAAUGAGAGAAUUGGCUAAUAUUGAAAAUGCAGAAUUAUUUAAAAAUCAGAGUCUUGAAAGAGAAGAAAAUAAGCGUAAGCUUUUGGAGAAAAAACUGCAGUUUCGAAAAGAAUUGUUUGAACAAGUAGUACAAAAAGAAGCAAUACUAGAACAGCAAAAAGAGUUAAAAGCGAUCGAAUGCAAGAACAUUAAAAAGUUGAAUGAAAAGUUGAAUGAAGAAGAAAAAUUUGAAAAAUUGGAACGUAAAAAAAAACAAUUACAGACAAAAGAAGAAAUAGCACAAUUCACCAAAGAAAGAGCGAAUUUGUUUUCAAAAAUGAACGAGGCCACAGCAAUGUUUGAUGAAACAUUUAAAAUCACAAUGAAACAAAAUUUAAAGGAUGAUUCAGCAGACGCACUCGAAGCAAAGCUCCAGUUGUUACGUGAAAACGAAUUGUUUAAAGAACAUCAAGCAAUUAUUAAAGAAGAACGCAAAAGGCAAAGUGAUGAAGUAUCAAAAACAGUAAUGAGACAAAUAAAUGAAAUUGAAGAGCUUAAAUUAUCUAUUGAACGUGAAAAUACUGAAGCACGACGAAAGCGAAUGAAGGAGGGUCAUAAUGCUUUAAUGGAACAAAUAAAAGCACGUAGAAAGCUUUUAGAAGAACAAAAUGAAUUGAAACGUGAAAUGUUUAAACAAUCGAUAAAAGAAAACGAAGACUACCUAAAAGAGGAAAAACUACAGUGGGAAAAUAAAAAACAAUACAAAUGGCAGUUUAGAAAAGAUCUAAACGACCAAAUUAAGUCCAGCAAGGAAUUAAUCGAAAAACAAAGAAAAAUCGAUUUGGAGAACCAUCAGAAACUCAUGAUGGAAUUAGCCGAACAAGAAAAAUUACUAAAAAAACUAUUAUCUGAACUGUGAACUUGCAAGUAGUAUCACUUUUUCAUAAACAAUGUUCAUAUUAUCUAUUGAACUCAGAUUUUUAUCAUUUUGUAAUAUCACGAUUCAUGAUGGAACUGUGUAGUUGACCUUUUUUUCAUAUUAACUUUUAUUACCAGGUACCUACCUGUAUGUAUUGUAGUGGUUUUCCUUAGUUUUAGUAUUUAUCAUUUAAAUAAAUACAAGAAAUAAAAUAAAAAUUUAGAUUAAUUAAUACUCAAAGUUAAAUUUUGUUGAUAUGAUUUUCAUUGUAUAUGUGCAUUACGCCAUUAUUAUAGAUUUCAUAAAAUUAUACCCAUUUUAAAUAUUUGUAUUUUGAAAUUCAAUGUAGCCAGUAGUACAUACAACGAAUAAUAUCUAACUAUAGGUGUAACAAGGUGUAACAAAGUUAGUAAUGCUUAUUAUUUUAAUUUUUAAGGCCAUUAACUGUACUAGAAGUUAUUAAUUAUAAUUUAUGAAUGUAUAACAAUUCUAAAAAAAUGUGUAUUAUUGUGCUAGAUUAAAGCACGUAGUACAAGCUGUUGUAAUUAAACGGGCGAUAGACCCCCCAGAAUUACCUUUUAUUUAUAUUUAAUAUUUAUAAUAAUCAAAU
Molecule: messenger RNA, 3189 nt
Organism: Myzus persicae (green peach aphid)
Lineage: Eukaryota; Metazoa; Arthropoda; Insecta; Hemiptera; Aphididae
Product: golgin subfamily A member 6-like protein 6
Exons: 9
Coding region: 1089-2579 (496 amino acids)
Source: RefSeq, a predicted model, not a curated record